Molecule: messenger RNA, 1567 nt
Organism: Alosa alosa (allis shad)
Lineage: Eukaryota; Metazoa; Chordata; Actinopteri; Clupeiformes; Clupeidae
Exons: 3
Coding region: 206-1567 (453 amino acids)
Biological process (GO): toll-like receptor signaling pathway; immune response; inflammatory response
Cellular component (GO): membrane
Molecular function (GO): transmembrane signaling receptor activity
Source: RefSeq, a predicted model, not a curated record
AGCUGUACCAAGAAAUGCAAUGAAUGUAUUCUGAGAUUUCACUAUUUAUUACCUGACAGCUUGAUGUUAAAAGCUAAUAAAUCAGGUAUGGGCAUGGAUAUCAUAAUAUCAGGAUGGAUGUGUCCUCAAAUGGGGAAGUUGGAACCUGUAUGUUUAUUUUGCAUACUGAACUGCCGUUAUUCAACUAUGCCAAUGUUCCUAAGAAAUGCGACAGUCCUUAAGAAAAUAUUGGAUGGAUGUGUCCUCAAAUUGGGAAGUUGACUUAAUCACUCCACUCUGUGCUUUGGACAACCCUCCUUCCCCCCCUGAGCUGAGAGAUAAAGAUAGCUUUCAUGUCUUUAUCAGCUACAGCAGCUGUGAUUCACAAUGGACACAAAGCCUCAUCACCUGGCUGGAAUCAUCUCAGUGUGGUCUACUGACCUGCUACCAUGAGAGAGACUUUAUUCCAGGCUGCAGCAUCCUGGACAACAUGACAAACUGCAUUCAGAAAAGUCAGAAAGUGCUCCUUGUCCUCAGUCAGGACUUUGUGAGGAGUCGCUGGUGUCUGCUGGAGGCCAACCUGUCCCUGUUUCGAGACUGUCUGGAGUGCAAGCCUUUGGUUCCAGUGCUACUGGAACCUGACAUCACCAUCCCUAUCUACCUCUGCCACAUAACAUACCUGGACGCCAAAGACCCAGAGUUCCACAGUAAACUGUUAAAAGUACUCUGCACCCCCAAUCACCAGCUGCAAGGUUCUAGUGUGGUGCCUUUCCAGCCACCCUCGGUCUACAAUGGCAAAGCUCUGCCGCCUCUCACAUCUGUGAAUGAGGAGGGCCUUCACAGGUGGGAGGCAGGUGUGUUCAGUGACCAAGGAGUUCCAGAGCAGCUGCGCUUAGUGGUGCAGAAUGAGGAGAGGUACAUUGCAGCUAUCAGGAUGGUUAACAGUGUCUCUCAAACAAAGGUCUGGGUCCGGUCUUUGGGCUUUAGGCUAUUGUUAUAUUUUAUUGGAAUAGCAUUUAUUUUAUGUUUAGGCUUCCCAAUAGCUAUUUGUAUUGGAGAAUAUGGUCCAUCAGCAGCAAUUUACAUUUCCGCUCAAUUGGCUUUUAUCUAUAGACUUUGUUUGUUGCACAUAGACAGUGAUAAGUAUUUAACGCAUGAAAUGCAGAAGUGCACUGGCCAAGCUAAUGUUGCUCUUUCUGAUGAGAAGAUUCUAAUAGGCUGUCAGUCACGAACCAAACUGUACCUCGUGUAUGUAUCUUUGGAUGGAUGCAAGCUCAUGUUCAAUGAGACUUAUCAGUCAGCCCUUGCUGAGGAGAUGUUCCAAAGGGCCUUGCUCCACUUCUCUUCAGGAUAUGCCUGCUGUUUAGCCAAAAGGCACUUCCCCUUCGACAUUUCCAGCUCAAAUGGCCACUUGGAAGGUGGCGUGUGCUUCUGUCAGUAUGUCUCUCAAAAGCUGAAGAACCGACAAGUGGUCAUAGGAUUCCAACUACGCUUAAAGGAAUUCUGUGACAUCCUCUUGCAAGACCUGUGGAUGUCAGACCAAAUGGCUGCUUUGAUGCAUUGCACUGUUAAUAUAAUAUAUUUCUAG